AAGGGCCACCGGAGCACGCGACAGCACACAAUGGAAUGGAAGGGCGGGGGAGGGAGGGUGGGAGGGGAGAGGAGAGGAGGAAGUUGAGGAGGAGAAGAAAUGGAGGUUGACUGGUCCCACCUCCCACCGGAGCUCCUCGAAACCAUCUCCUCCAAGCUCCCCAUUUACUCCGACUACCUCCGCUUCCGCGCCGUCUGCCGCUCCUUCCUCUCCUCCGUCCCGCGCACCCCCCGCCACAUGCCCCCUCAGCUCCCCUGGCUCCUCCUCUCCGCCGACACCUCCUCCUUCUUCAACCCCCAGGACCGCCGGGUCUACAUCCUCCGCCGCCCCACCAAGCCCCCCUCCCUCCUCUCCGGCCGCCGCUGUUGCGGCUCCUCCCACGGCUGGCUCGCCACCCUCGGCGACGCCCCUGACGUCCUCCUCUUCAACCCCCUCACCCUCUCCCAGGUCGACCUCCCCCCUCUCUCCGCCUUCCCCAACGUCCUCUCCUUCGACUACGCCAACGUCGGCCGCGAGUAUAUCCUCCGCAGCCCCUUCGGCAAGCUCGUCUCCCUCGAUCUCUCCCACAUGCGCGACUCCUUCGUCCAGAAGAUCGUCCUCUCCUCUGCCCCCACCGACGACCCGGAAUUCGCCGCGGUGGCCGUGCUCACCUCCCACGACCUCGCCGUCUGCCGCCACGGCGACUCCCGCUGGACCUUCGUCGAGGGCGCCAGCUCCUACACCGAGGACGUCAUCUACAGGGACGGCUCCUUCCACGCCCUCCACAAGUCGGGCCGGGUCGCGGUCUUUAGCCCCUCGUCCGCCCCAGAGGUGUCGUUCGUCGAGGCGCACGGGCGGUUCCAGGGCGACCUGCAUUACCUGGUCAGCGCAGGGGAGGACUGGCUGCUCGUCACGCGCUACCUGAAAAUCCAGUGCGAGGACGAGCCUCACCUGGCGAUGCACAAAACUGCAGGAUUCGAUGUCUUCAAGCUGGACCGGAGGAUCGAAUCGGGCCCCAGGUGGGUGAAGAUGACGGAUUUGGGUGACUACAUGCUGUUUGUUGGGCGGAACUCGUCUCUGGCGUUGCGGGCUUCCGAGUUUCCCGGGUGCGAGGGGGACUGCAUAUACUUCACAGAUGAUUACUCCGAGUAUAACUCUGACUGGAUUGGAGAACCGGAUGUUGGGAUUUAUAGGUUAUGGGAUGGGGGCAUCGAGCCAUUGCCUUGUUAUCCUCAAAGCACUGCUCACCUGAUCAGGCCUCAGCCUAUUUGGCUCACUCGGAAUCCUCGUUAAACUAAUCAUGGAAUUGGAUCGAAUCGGAUUCAAUGAUUUCUAAUGCGAGUGAGUGCUAUUGUUUAAAUCACAUUCAUUCUAAGAUUGUCUGUUGUACAUGUUUUUCCUCGUGAGAACUUUCUACUGUGGACUAAUGUGUAGAUGGAACUCGAUCGGCAUAUUUAUAUAAUUGGAUUUGCAAUAUGUUAUGGGGUUCCGGUAAAUGAAAUCUUCGGGCCAAGUAAACAAAGCA
Messenger RNA from Punica granatum (pomegranate), 1504 nucleotides. The record is from RefSeq and is a predicted model, not a curated record. NCBI's taxonomy places the organism in Eukaryota, Viridiplantae, Streptophyta, Magnoliopsida, Myrtales, Lythraceae.